Molecule: messenger RNA, 435 nt
Organism: Hibiscus syriacus
Lineage: Eukaryota; Viridiplantae; Streptophyta; Magnoliopsida; Malvales; Malvaceae
Product: outer envelope pore protein 16-3, chloroplastic/mitochondrial-like
Exons: 2
Coding region: 1-435 (144 amino acids)
Biological process (GO): protein insertion into mitochondrial inner membrane
Cellular component (GO): TIM22 mitochondrial import inner membrane insertion complex
Molecular function (GO): transmembrane protein transporter activity
Source: RefSeq, a predicted model, not a curated record
AUGGACCCUUGGGAGCUUAGGUACUACGAGGACGAUGACACUCCAACAAUGAAAACAAUCAAGAGUGCAACUACCGGUUUUGCAGCUGGAACUGUAUGGGGAACUGUGGUUGCUACAUGGUACGAUGUGCCUCGUGUUGAGAGAAGUGUUGCCCUACCAGGGCUUGUAAGGACACUGAAGAUGAUGGGGAAUUAUGGAAUGACAUUUGCUGCAAUUGGCGGAGUAUAUAUUGGUGUUGAGCAGCUGUUGCAGAAUUAUAGGAUGAAAAGAGACUUCGACAAUGGUGCUGUUGGUGGUUUUGUGGCUGGGGCUUCUAUUCUCGGUUUCAAAGGCAGGAGCAUCUCAACAGCUAUUUCCGCUGGCGCUGCUCUGGCUGCUACCUCUGCCGUGAUUGAUGUUGGAGGUCAGACAACAAGAAUAAACACAGGUAAAUAG